Molecule: messenger RNA, 4137 nt
Organism: Anopheles nili
Lineage: Eukaryota; Metazoa; Arthropoda; Insecta; Diptera; Culicidae
Gene: Ser
Product: protein serrate
Exons: 18
Coding region: 1-4137 (1378 amino acids)
Biological process (GO): multicellular organism development; axon guidance; cell communication
Cellular component (GO): membrane
Molecular function (GO): calcium ion binding; Notch binding
Source: RefSeq, a predicted model, not a curated record
AUGGGAAUCGGCGACCUGCGCUCGUGGACCAGCGUCGUCGUAUUUCUCACCCUGAUCUCAAUGGUAUCAUCGUCCGGCUUCUUCGAGCUGCAAAUACUGGAGAUUUCAAACACCAACAGCCAUCUACUGUCAGGAUACUGCUGCGGUUUGCCACCGGAGAAGCGACAAACGCAAACGACAGGAUGUCCGGCUUGUGCGACGUCGUUCAGCUUGUGCCUGAAGGAGUACCAGGGCACACCGUCAAGCGCUCAGCAGCAGCAGCAGCAGCUGAAGCAACCGGCCACAGCCGUGGCCGUGGAACCGCAACCGUCCGGGUUGUACGGUUGUGCGUUCGGUAACGCCAGCACGCCCGUCCUCGGUGGGUCCAGCUUCGUCCUGACCGAUCCGGAAGUCGGCGGCAUCACAUUACCCUUCACCUUUCGCUGGACGAAAUCGUUCACGCUUAUCCUGCAAGCUUUAGACGUGUACAACGAGUCAUACUCAAUUUCCGAGCGGCUGAUUGACGAGACAUCAUAUUCCGGCAUCAUACUGCCGUCGCACGAUUGGAAUACAUUAGACCACAUAGGCAAAAGCGCGCGGAUAACGUACCGGGUACGGGUGCAGUGUGCGGACAACUACUACAACACGACCUGUACGACGUUCUGCCGGCCCCGGAACGACCAGUUCGGGCACUAUACCUGCGGCAAGCAGGGCAACAAGGUGUGCCUUCCCGGCUGGCAGGGGGCAAACUGCGAGAAAGCGAUCUGCAAGCCGGGAUGCGAUCAAAUACACGGCAAAUGUGACCAGCCGGGCGAAUGCGAAUGCCGCCCCGGAUGGCGAGGGCCGUUGUGCAACGAGUGCAUGGUGUACCCGGGCUGCCGACACGGCUACUGCAACGGAAGUGCAUGGCAGUGCAUCUGUGAUACGAACUGGGGUGGAAUCCUCUGCGAUCAAGAUCUCAACUACUGCGGCACGCACGAACCGUGCAUGCACGGGGGCACGUGUGAAAAUACGGCCCCAGACCAGUACCGGUGCACGUGCGCCGAAGGACUCUCGGGCACCCGGUGCGAAAUCGUCGAACAUCCGUGUGCACCGCAGCCGUGCAAAAAUGGUGGCACUUGCACACUCACCGGAAGUGACAAACCACGGCCAGGUGAUCUGACCGGGGCUGCUGGAAACUCGAACAAUCCAUCGACCGCCGCCUCAAUCAUCGUACGGGGCAUGCGUGGCAUGAGUUCGAUGGGAAAGCCCUUUGGGCGUAGUGCGGCCACGGGCGGUCCAUCCAACGGCGCCGGUUCCGGUGCGGCCGAUUCGAAGGAGUCAUCGAAAGCGGGCCCAGCCGCGGUCACUAGCACCGGUCUUGGACCGCCUCAACCGAUGAAGGACUUCGUCUGUACCUGCGCACCCGGAUGGACGGGGCCGACUUGCGAGAUAAAUAUCGACGAGUGCGCCGAUGCACCGUGCCGGAACGGUGGCACCUGCAUCGACCUGGUUGGCAAGUUUCGCUGCGAGUGCCCACCCCAGUGGACCGGGGACACCUGCCAGAACGACGUCGACGAGUGCGAAUCGAACGUGGCGUCCGGGCUGGGACCGUGCAUAAACGCCGAAUCAUGCCGCAACCUGCCCGGAUCCUUCCAGUGCACCUGCCAAGAGGGCUGGGGCGGUCCGACGUGCGCCAAGAACCUGGACGACUGCGUCGGCAAGUGCAGGAAUGGCGCCACAUGCAUCGAUCUGGUCAACGACUACCAUUGCGCCUGUGCCAUCGGCUACACGGGACGCGAUUGCAGCACCGACAUCAACGAGUGUGCCAACUUUCCCUGCCGCAACGGGGGCGAGUGCGUCGAUUUCGUCGGCAAUUUCAAGUGCAUCUGCCCGCUCGGAUUUUCCGGCACACUGUGCGAGGAAGCUAAGGAUCACUGUGGAUCGUCACCGUGCAUCGAGGGUCAGUGCCUGAACACACCCGGUGGCUACUACUGCCACUGUCCACCCGGCCGUGCCGGUCGUCAUUGCGAGUUUCCACGGGCACCCUGCGACAAGGGCGGACCCUGCGCCAACGAAGCAGGCUGCAUAAUGCCACCGGGAAGCAAUGAAACGGUGGUUCCGGUUCCAGGAGCAGAUCGCCAGACAGUUCCAAUACCGUGUAGUGGCCGUGGCAAGUGCGAACUAAGCCCUAUGGGUACGGGUUGCGUUUGUCAGAGCGGUUUCACUGGUCCCUUCUGUCAACACAAUGUUAACGAGUGCACCUCAAACCCGUGUGUGAACAACGGCAUCUGCGUUGACGGUGAGGGUGAUUUUUCGUGCGAAUGUCAACCAGGCUGGACGGGAAAAACGUGCACGGAACGCGCGGUCCAGUGUCUUCCUGGUCAAUGCCUAAACGGUGGAUCCUGCAUUCCGUCUCAGUUCGGUGGGGCACCACACUGUCGGUGUGCCCUCGGAUGGGGCGGUCCUUUCUGCAACGAACCGUUGGAUCAGUGCCAAGGUCAACCCUGCCACAAUGGGGGCACCUGCGAGUCCGGCCAGGGAUGGUUCCGGUGUCUGUGUGCGAAAGGAUUUUCCGGUCCCGAUUGCCGCAUCAAUGUGAACGAGUGUUCGCCGCAACCUUGCCUGGGUGGAGCUACUUGCAAGGAUGGCAUCGGCGGAUUCACCUGCAUCUGUCCGGUCGGGCGCCGUGGAGUGCGGUGUGAAAUUCUGCUCUCCGAUCCGUCAUCAGUGUGCUCGAACACAACGACCAACUCACCGUACGAUCCGCUCGUCACCAGCGAUGUCCUGGGCAAACCAAACGUCAUGGGUACCGGUGGAACCACACCGGGAGGUUCCGACGAAAGUAACUGCAACUCGUGCAUCUGCGUGAACGGAAAACCGCGUUGUUCGAACCUCUGGUGUGGGCUAACCAACUGCCUCAAUCGAAACCAGUCGAAUGGAGCGUUGACGGCUUGCGAGAGUCACCAGGUGUGUGUACCGACGUCACAAGAGUCCUGUUUGACGCCACCGUGUCGGCCACGUGGCGAUUGCCGCACAUUCGAACCAUCAAGACGCGUGGCACCGCCAAAAAUUCCAGCUCCAACCGACUGCUGGCCGAAUCAGGCAACCCUCGGUACGGCGUGUGCUCGCGUAUCCAUCCUGCUUGAGCUAAACCGCCUGGUUCGGGACACCUCCGUCGAUGGACUGUGCCAUCUGUUUCGACUCCAGCUCGGUGAGAAGCUCAUCAAAAGCCCAUCGUUCGAUGUGUCCGUCUUCAUUGUGGUUUUAUGUGAUCUCAAAGCCGGAACAAACGACACGAUCGAAGUGACACUGUCAACUCCGACGGAACCGAUCCGGGGUGCAACCAGCCUAACGGAAGCGGUUCGACUGCUGGCGGAGAUCCUUUCCCGACAACAGGCCGUCCAGAAUGACUCCUUUCAGGCGGAUCUCGUCGAGGCGGCCCCACUCACCUCGAUCCUCGAGGUGAAGGUCGAAACGGCGCUAGUAAACGAAGGUUCCACCGGUUCCAACUACCUAAUCGCGGUUGGAUUCGGCAUCGCGAUCGUGGCCCUUUGUCUCGGUGCAUUCGUCGCGUUACUGUGGCGCCAGAAACUGCACUCGCACAGCGGUUCCGGCACAAACUUAUCGCCCCACCUCGAUCUGUCUCGUGGCAUGGACGAGGAGAAAUCAAACAACCUACAGAACGAGGAAAACUUCCGCCGGUACGCUAACCCGCUCAAAGCGAGCUCGAGUUCGUUGCGUGGUGCGAUGGAACUGAGUCUAAAUCCGGCACCGGAAAUCAACCAAAUCGCCGGCCCAAGCUCGGUCCACCACCGUUCCCAACAGCUUUAUCCGCCCUGCACGCCCGACGGCGCUGACUUUGAGAAGGACCCCGACAAGCAAAAGACGGCCAACCGAAACUCGCACAUCCUGCUGCACAAAACGCAGAACGCUGACAUCAUGACGAAGAACAUCGUCGGCGCGAUCGACAGCCAACACAAGGACUUUGGCAAGCGAUCGAUCAACGAUCACACCUCCUCGUCGUCGGCGACGAACGUAAGCGGGGUACCGAGCGGGACAUCGUCCGCCACCGGAACCGGAACCGCACCGUCACUUCCCGUCACGGAUCACGGGCCAGCGAUGGUCGGCACGGUUCCUUUCACGCCCGAAUCAGACGUCCUGACGGUGCACGUGUAG